CUUUGGCUGCUGGCUAUUCCCAUCCGGUCGAUCACCGCGGACAUUUCCCCUCAUCUUCUGCAGGUCCCCAGGCUCUCCGGUAUAGCCGGAGCUUCCUAGCUCUGCAACAGUAGCACGCAGGAAUGGGCUUCCGGUACCCAUCACGUCAUCGGAGGGAAUCCUUUGGAAGGUAGCGAACGGUGGAGACGGGAUGCAUCGAUCGGUAUAUUUUGCAGCGUGCGCUGCAUUGGCGGCACUUUGGUACCUUGAUUGCUUUCCCUUCAUUCGAUUUCAGGUUCCUGGGAAGAGCGCAGAAAUGAAGAGAAGUAUACAGGCCGUCUUAGCGGCUUCGGCUGCUUCAUUGGCCUUCGGUCAGCAGCAGGUGCUUGAUCUGAGUACUGUCGACUGGACUUUGACCAGUCCGAAUUUUUCAUACAUUUCCGUGCGUGGUAAGGUACCGUCGCAUGCGCACCUAGAUCUCCAUGCUGCGCAGGUUAUCGGGGACCCGUUGUAUGGCUUGAACGACUUCAACCUACGUUGGGUGGCUUUUUCGAAUUGGACGUAUACUUCGGCACCCUUGACUUCGCUGAAAGCAAAUGCUAGCUCGACAUGGCUAGUGUUCAAUGGACUGGAUACUUUCACCAGCAUCGAGCUAUGCGGACAGCAUGUGGCUUCCACGAACAAUCAGUUCCGACAAUACUACUUCGAAGUCUCCAACAUCAUGGCAUCGUGCGAAAACCCCUUCUUGAGCGUCAACUUCGGGAGCGCACCAAUUAUAGCAAAUGCAAUUGCCGCACAGCCCGGCGCAGAGACAUGGCCGUAUGGCGUCCAGCAGCUAUUUGAGUUCACCAAUCGUGAACAAAUUCGCAAGGAGCAAAACGACUUUGGCUGGGACUGGGGCCCAGCAUUCGCACCUGCUGGCAUUUGGCAACCGGCGUAUGUUGUUCAGCUACCAUCUCAAAGCGUGUAUGUCCGCAAUACGCUGGUGGACGUAUAUCGCGAAGGACAGAGAAACCUGCUUCCUCCGGAUCAGUCGAAGGACUGGAGGCUGAACGCCAGUGUUGAUUAUCUCGGAUCGCUUCCUUCAAGCGCAACUCUGAACUAUGCAAUCACGAGCGGAAAGAACUCUACGAUCUUGAGCGGAAGCUUUAUGAACAUCACUUCCGAGGGCGGGAGGCUUACUGGCAGCAUUGUUGUCCCCAGUAACGCCGUAGAUCUAUGGUGGCCCGUCGGCAUGGGAUCUCAGACCCUGUACAAUUUGACACUAGAUGUCGUUGGCAGCGGAAACACGACAAUAGCAACGGUAACGAAACGCAUCGGGUUCCGCACGAUCUUUAACAAUCAGACGCCAGUCUCACAAGCCCAGCUGGAUGCUGGCGUUGCUCCGGGGAACAAUUGGCACUUUGAGAUCAACGGACACGAAUUCUAUGCGAAAGGGUCGAACUUCAUCCCUCCUGAUCCUUUCUGGCCAAAUGUUACCGAACCUCGUCUUCGUCAAUUAUUCGAGAGCGUGGUGGAUGGUAAUCAGAAUUUGCUGAGAGUGUGGUCGUCCGGUGCUUACCCACCCGACUUCAUGUAUGAUCUCGCGGAUGAGAUGGGCAUAUUGCUGUGGAGCGAAUUCGAAUUCAGCUGCGCGCUUUACCCUGUCAAUCAAGAAUUCUUAGAGAACGUUGCACAAGAGGCGGAGUAUCAGGUGCGGAGAGUCAAUCAUCACCCAUCGAUGACGUACUGGGCGGGCGGCAAUGAGUUGGAGAAUUUGGAGCUGUAUCUGGUCAAUGAGACUGCGCCGGAUGAGUAUCCUCGUUACCUAGCGGAGUAUGAGAAGCUCUUCCUGGACACGAUCGGUGUGGCGGUGUUUGAGAACACCCGAAGUAUCUCUUUCUCUCCGUCGAGCACGACGAACGGGUGGCUCACGCUAGACUUCUCGAAACAACAGCCAAUCGCCCAGCGAUACGAGAAUCUUACAGCCGGAUCGGUCUACGGCAAUACAGAUCACUACAACUACAACUCCACGGAAGCCUUCGAUCUUUCCACAUAUCCAAUCGGCAGAUUCGCCAACGAAUUCGGCUUCCAUUCCAUGCCCUCCCUCCAAAGCUGGCAGCAAGCCGUCGACCCCUCAGAUCUCCACUUCAAUUCCUCCAUCGUCAUGCUCCGCGAUCACCACCCACCAGCAGGCGGCCUCAACACAUCAAACUUCUACAACGCGUCCAUCGGUCAGGGUCAAAUGACGAUGGCUGCUCAGGAAUGGUAUCCAGUCCCCAACAAAUCCGACUCGCUGGCGAACUUUUCAGCGUGGUGCCACACGACGCAGAUCUUCCAGGCGGAUUUCUAUAAGAGCCAGAUUGAGUUUUACAGGAGAGGCAGCGCGCGGCCGGAACGCCAACUGGGGAGUUUAUAUUGGCAACUCGAGGAUCAGUGGCAGGCGCCUACUUGGGCGGGGAUUGAGUAUGAUGGGAGGUGGAAGGUACUGCAUUAUGUGGCGAAGGAUAUCUACUCUCCCGUCAUCAUAUCAUCAUACUUGAAUGUUUCGACGCACGAAUUUGAGGUCUGGGUGGUAUCCGAUCUAUGGUCACCUGUCUCCGCAUCCGUCAACUUGACAUGGUACGACUGGUCCGGGAAGCAGCUCAAUAUCAGCACGCCAACUUCAACCAACGUAUCCGUCGGCGCGCUAAACGGCACACAAAUCCUCUCCUCCAACCUGGACACCCUCCUCUCCAGGUACGACCCCUCACAGGUCCUCCUCGCCAUGCAGGUCUCCGCGCAGGGUGCACUCCCCAACUCCAACACGACGCAGACGUUCACGCACACGAACUGGUUCCACGCCACCGCACUCUCAAACGCUCCUCUCAUGGAUCCUGGCUUGCAGCUCAGCUACUCCAACGCAACGCCGAAGUUCACGGUGAAGGCAACGAAAGGGGUCGCGGCGUGGGUGUGGCUGGAUUAUCCAUCUGGUGCGGUGCUGAACUUUGAUGCGAAUUCAUUUUGGUUGGUGCCUGGGGAGGAGAAGGAGAUUGGAUACAGGGUCAAGAGCGAUACGACGGGCGGGAAGUGGGUGGACGGGGUAACGGUGAGGAGUUUGUGGGAUAAUACUGUCCCUUGAUGAAGAGCGAGCAGGAAGUCAUUCAUUCGGCGGAGAAAGGAUGUGGCAAGCUGGGGCUUUCCUUUUGCUGAGAACGCCAAUAAUUCCCUCGCGUCAACCAAAUACGAGGGAGCGCCAGCUGCUCACCCUCAUCGCAGCCCAACGCCAAUACACAAUUUUCUUCGGUCGCCUGUUGUUCGACGCCUUCUAUUCGAUAUGCAUAGUAUUGCGGCUGUGGUGGUUACGUAGUAUGCAGGAUGUAGAUCCAGUGGCGAUGCUGGCCUUUCCUAUUGGUUGAGUCGAUUUC
Molecule: messenger RNA, 3365 nt
Organism: Trematosphaeria pertusa
Lineage: Eukaryota; Fungi; Ascomycota; Dothideomycetes; Pleosporales; Trematosphaeriaceae
Product: glycoside hydrolase family 2 protein
Exons: 5
Coding region: 296-3079 (927 amino acids)
Biological process (GO): glycoprotein catabolic process; carbohydrate metabolic process
Molecular function (GO): beta-mannosidase activity
Source: RefSeq, a predicted model, not a curated record